Molecule: messenger RNA, 1179 nt
Organism: Aphanomyces invadans
Lineage: Eukaryota; Oomycota; Saprolegniomycetes; Saprolegniales; Verrucalvaceae
Exons: 1
Coding region: 1-1179 (392 amino acids)
Source: RefSeq, a predicted model, not a curated record
AUGGACAUUGACAUGGGUGUGCUCGCAGAAGCCGGACAAGCCGAUACUCCUGGUCUGCCGGCUCUUUGUGCUGCUUCUCUUGCCGCUCCCGCUGGUCAAGACCCUUCUGUCUCUGGCCAGCUGGAUAUUCCAGACGGCGAUUUGUUGAACUUACUUCCGUCCUCAUUGGGAAUGGAAGUAUCUUCAACAUAUCCCCGUCUGGACCCCCCCACCCCCGCUCAACCUGCCGACAGCCCUGCUGGCCGCUCAAAAAAGCCGGUUAUUGGCCGUUCUUAUGCGGGGGCUGCUUCUGCCACGAAGACCCCACCACCGAACGUCGACACCUGGCGGCGCGAAUGGUAUACCACCCACCAACGUGCCGCUAACGCUCUCCCUGAAGAAUUAAUUCUUCAAGCGCUCCAGGCGUCGCCGCAAGAACGUCGCGCUCUUGUUCCGUCUUCCCCUUGUGCCAGGGAAGACUCUCAAGAGUUUUGGAUCCCCGCGGCCAACCUUACUCAAGCCUUUCCACUGGAGGUCAUCAUGAACUCGCUUUUUGAGUUCUCUGACCCAGCCUGGCUUACGGCAAGACCCCAUUUGUUUGGCUUUGCCAUGGUGCGUGGCAAAGGUGUGCAACUUUUCACCAACAACCUGGAAAUCAGCGGACUUUUGCGCAACCUGGUUGUGAAUAUUUGUGGCUAUGACCACAUUAUUCACGCCCCAUCAUUGAUUGGGCAAUUUUACUGGGUCCAGCUCCACCGCGUGCCCACGGCUAUCACCCCCCUGGACGUUUUCGACUUUUUCGAAAAUCGCGGUUGCUCUCCGAUGUCGGUUUUCCCAACUAUUUCGGCAGGAACUUUGCACUCCAACUCGCUCAAGGUAAUUUUCAACUCCAAGCAAGUGCCCGGUUUCCUUUGGUCUCAGCACAAGGAAGAUGAGCCGCUACGCGAGAUCAUUUUAGCUGCCGACAUUUGUUGUGCACCAGUUCUCAGCGCUCAUCGAAUUUGUGCCGCCCAGUCUCAAGGGGAAGCGGCACAAAUUUCCCGAGCGUCCUACCAAGGCAAACACCCCACCAUCGCAGCAACAAGUGCUGACGGCGUCGCCAGCCCCGCCAGUGAUGGCUCAGUCCCUGACUACGUCCAAGAACCCCCCUUCAAUCUGGCACAAGAAAAUCAAGGCUCGUCUUUUUCCUGUGCCGACUGA